This is a messenger RNA of Dovyalis caffra, 4332 nucleotides long. NCBI's taxonomy places the organism in Eukaryota, Viridiplantae, Streptophyta, Magnoliopsida, Malpighiales, Salicaceae. The record is from the annotation of a GenBank genome assembly.
AUGUCUGGACGUGGAAAGGGAGGCAAGGGUCUAGGAAAGGGAGGAGCCAAGCGUCAUCGCAAGGUUCUUCGUGAUAACAUUCAAGGUAUAACAAAGCCUGCAAUCCGCCGUCUUGCUCGUAGGGGUGGAGUAAAGCGUAUCAGUGGUUUGAUCUAUGAAGAGACACGUGGUGUGCUCAAGAUCUUCCUUGAGAAUGUUAUCAGAGAUGCUGUGACCUACACCGAGCAUGCUCGCCGCAAGACCGUUACUGCCAUGGAUGUGGUGUAUGCACUCAAGAGGCAGGGAAGAACUCUUUAUGGGUUCGGUGGUAUCAAGAAGGGUUGUGCACGUGCGAACUUUGGAGUGAUGCCGGUUUCUGGAAAUGAAGAGACUGGGGUUAAACCCCUUGCCCGGCAGUCUAGUCUUAAUAUUGCAGGUGUUCCUAUCAAGAAAAGGAGGUUCAUUCGCCAUCCGUCGCCUCCUUCAGAAGAAAAAUCUGUAACAUUUGUGGAAAAUGAUUCAGUACAGAAAGAACCUGGCAGCACAUCUAAGGAGUCAAGUCUUCCCUCUGCUAUUGUUGCAGCAAGUUCUGAUUUAUCAGACCCAUGCAAGAAUUCUGUACCUGAAGAAAACGAGAACAGGUCUGAUGGCAUUGUGCAAAUGAAUAUUGCUAGCUGGUCGGGAGUUAAAGUUGAAGAAUCGAACCUCAAAAUUCAGUCGGAUUCUUUGGCUAAGUUUGACAAGGAAGAGAAGCUUGUGGUGGCAGAAAAGUCUGCCAACCCGCUGUUGAAUUCAGCAAAAACUGAGUUGAAUAUAGAAGCCAAUAAAGGUCUUGGUCCCAAUGCUGGUAAAGAGAGACACAGGCAACAAAUAUCACAAGGAAAUUGUAAAUCGCAGACACCUAUAGUUUCAGGAACUUCUCAGUUUUCAGUAGGUUUAAAGGAACUUGAUGUUUCGUCAUUGGAACGUUAUAGCAGUGAUGGUAGUCAAAACCAUGAAAAUGUAGGGGCUGUUUCAUUGAAUUUGUCUUUAAGCAAGGGUGAGACUGGUGUUCAGUACAAAAUGGACCAUAUUCUGGCUAAAGACAGCACCAAUUUAUGUGCUAAUAGAUCAAACUGGGAUUUGAAUACUACUAUGGAUACAUGGGAUGGUUCUACCAGCGAUGAACAUGUAGCUCAAGUAACUGCUGAUGGGUGGAACAGAGUUGGUGUCACUCGUGAUAUUUCUACUGGAAUAGUUGGAACUGGUAUUGCUAAAGAAAAGCAACUCCUUGAUGAUAGUGAGCGCAGAUCUAGUUUGCCCCAAACAUCCUCAGAGUGUGCCAAGGAGUAUGCAUCUGAGGAUUCUCUUCAUCUACGUCUCAGUCCAUCAUUUCCUUCUUUUAACUUAAGGCAGGAGCCUUCCAGUUCUUCUGCUAACAAAGAAAGCCGUGUUCUUCCUAAUAUUAGCUUGCCUGGAGGCUUGCUUUCAGCAGGCAAUUUUACCAUGGUUAACUCUAGGACCAUAAAAUCUGAACCAUUUGAUGGGAGCGUCAAACAUGAUCCUAGAGGAGCUAAAGUUAGUCCAAUUGAUUUUUUUGUGAAGCGUGAGUUAGUUGAGAAGGGUAGUCCAGAAGCCUCAAAGUCUGCAGUUUUUGGUUCUGUGAAAUUAGUUGGUCAGGGAUUCAUAAAACCUGAACCAUUUCCAGUUGGUAUACCAGAAACAUGGAGGACUUUAGAGGGGGUGUCAAUCCAACGUGAUAAACAGGUGCUACAAAGUCAGGAUAGCGGAGGGCAACCUCCUUGUUCAACAAGUAAACAAGUGCUGCAAGGACAGGAUGCUAGAGGACAACCUACCUGUUCAACAGAAUGCAAGGCAAGGGAAGGUCAAGAUAUCUUAGCAAAACCUACUUGUUCAACAGAUUUGUCAAUAAGUAGCAAUGCAUCAGACCCCUUAGAGCAUACCGCUUGUGCUGAAGGUGCCCUUCUUAGGAAGGAGAUGCCAAAGGAAGCAUGUGAAAGUGCUGUGCAGGUUUCUUCAGAGAUGGGUUCUAUACCUGUGGGUCCCAGUGGUAACGAAUCGAAUGCUUCUGUUAAGAUAGAUACUGCAAUUACUGAAGACAGGGAUGUGGAUAAUCCUGUGCAGUGCGAGCUGAAAUUAACAGAGGAAGUCCCUGCAGGUUCACGUGGAAAUGGUGAGGGUUCUGUGACUGAUGAGGAAAAGAUUAACUUGUCUGGUGAUAUGCUAGAAGAAGAUUCUUAUGGCUCUGGCUAUGAGUCCGAUGGUCAUUCUAUGCCUAUGGAUAUAGAAGAAGAGUGUCGAGAACAUGAUUAUGAAGAUGGUGAGGUCCGAGAUCCGAAUCUGCAAGCUGCUUCAGAGUGUCAGAAAUGUGAGGAAAAAGAUGUUAGUCCUGGUAAUUGUAGUAAUUCUGCGCAUGAAAAAGCAAACUCUGACCUUGCUGGUGAUGAUCAUCAUAUUUUAUCCCAUGUUGAGGAAAGUGAUUCUAAAAUAAAAGUUUCUGAAACCAAUGAAGUUACCGUGAAAGAAUGUAUCACCACAGCCAUUGAAGAUGCUGAUAAUGCUUUUGUGAAAGAAUCAUCAACAGAUGAGAUUCCAGCUUGUGGGGCAGAUCAAGAGAGGGCAACCACAACCAUUCAAGGAAAAUCACUUGACAUAUCUGGGAAGAAAGAUGAUCCCAUGGGCCAGGGGGCAGAUUUGUCAUCUGGACAAGACAUUACUGGAGGUCAAGGAACUUUAGUUUCUGCUGAGCAAGGUUCAGACGAAAACAUUAAAACAAAUGAUGUGGAAAAGAAUGAGUUGCCUGAGGUAGACGCAUCUUUAAAUGGUGGUGAUAUGGCUAAGGAUGUCAGCAGCGGCCGGAGUAGGAUUAUAAACUUGUCACGAGCUUCUAAUUCCUCAUCUCCUGGGAAGACACGGCCUAUAUCAGGCAAGCCUGUACCGUCAUAUCGAGAGAGAUUACCUGAUGUGCCACUUGAGGGUGGUAAACUACAUCCCCGAGGGAGGGAUGGAAUUUAUUUUGAUGGCCCUCGCAGAUUCUCAAGAGAGAGGCAUCAAGAGCAUUUUCCCAGAAACUCUAGAAUGAAUUUUGUCCGUGGUAGAGGCAGGAUUUCCAGUCGGAUUGACACACUACGUGGUGACAGGGAUUCUGAACGUAACUAUGCCUCAGAAUUUUAUAAUGGUUCAUCAGAUUUUGCUGUUCGCAGACAUAAAUAUUAUGCUUCUGCUCUUGCUGAGGCAGGUUCUGAUUCUAUUAAUUAUAAUAUUGGACCAGAUGGUGCAUUUGUAGGUACUGCACGGGGAGGGAGAAAGCUAUUGGAUGAUGAGACACCAGUUUUCCGCCAGUUACCCUCAAGGAGGCGGUCUCCUGGAUUGAGAGAUGGGCCUGCCGCACGGGGCAUUCAAAUGAUGCAUAGAGUUCCUCGAAACAUUGGUGAACAAGGUUCUGAAGUUAUUGGAGUUAGGCAUGCUGAGAACAUGAGGGGGUUCCCUGAUGAUGGUUCAGAGGAGGCGUUUACACGUCCUCAACCUUCAUUUGAAGGUUUAGAUGGUCAUUUUGUCCAAGGGACUAGGAACUAUUCCUCUGUUCAGAGAAGGGUUCAUCCCCAAAUUCGUUCAAAAUCCCCAAUUAGAUCUCGUUCUCCUGGUCCAUGGUCAUCUGCCAGAAGAAGAUCUCCAGAUGGGUUUGGUGGAACCUCAGAAUUGCCUAAUCGAAGAUCACCAAUUUAUCGGAUGGGGAGGAUCAGGUCACCUGAUCAUCCUGUUUUUCCCAGGGAAAUGGUCUUUAGGAGGCACGGUUCACCAUCAUUCUCAUCUCGACCUAAUGAUACGAGGGAAAUGGAUCCUGGUCGUGAUCACAGCCAUCCAAGGUCUAUCGUCUCUAAUAGGGCCCAAACUGGAAGGGUUUUGCUCAGAAACACUAGGAGAUUUGGUAUUACAGAUCCUCGAGAAAGGACGGACGGUGAUGAGUUCUUUGGAGGGCCCAUGCACUCUGGCCGGUUUCAUGAGCUUGGUGGUGAUGGUAAUGUUGAAGAUAGAAGAAGGUUUAGUGAGAGACGGGGACCUGUCCGUACAUUUAAGCCUCCUUUUAAUGGUGCUGAUGGUGAAAAUUUUCAUCUUAAUCCUGAGGACGGCCCUAGACCUUUUAGGUUCUUUCCAGAAGAUGACCCACAGUUCAAUGAAAGAGCUAAUUUGAGGGAAAGGGAGUUUGAUGGACGGAUUAAGAACCGUGCUGGAAAUGUACCGAGAAGACCCAGAGGCAUUGAAGAGCAGGAAGGAAAUUACAGGCAUGGUGGGCAGGCGUUAUAUGACGAUGGGUUUGAUGAUGUUACACGAAUGAAGAGGAAAAGGUUUUAA